CUCUCUCUUCAUCUCUCCGAAAAGGCAAUCUUCGUUUCUCAUGCUUUUUUCUUUCUUUCUUUCUAAUCAAAACAAAACCGAAAUGGAAACGUCACACACACUCUCUCUAAUGUUCGUCAAAACUGCUAAACGAUAAACGCAACCGGUGUCAUUGCCCUUCCUCUUCUGAGUUUCUUCUGUGCUUGUUCAAUUGUUCUUGUGUUUUCAAUCGAAACCGAUUCCAAUGGCGCUUCCACCGGCGGUUGUGGCGCAAUCGACAUCGUCGAUUUACGUCGGCGACCUUCACCCCGACGUUACGGAUGGCCAGCUCGCUGAUAUUUUCGCCGAGUUUAAUAGCAUAACUUCCGUACGCCUCUGUCGCGACUCCACCACCGGUCGCUCCCUCUGUUACGGUUACGUCAACUUCGCGUCUCAGGAGGAAGCUGUUCAUGCAAUUGAGACAAAAAACCAUAUGGUGCUGAAUGGGAAAGCAAUAAGAGUUAUGUGGUCUCAGCGUGAUCCCGACACAAGAAAAAUGGGAGUUGGGAAUAUUUAUGUUAAGAACUUGGUCGACUCGAUUGAUAACGCGGGGUUACAGGAUCUAUUUCAGAAAUUUGGGAAUAUAAUCUCAUGCAAAGUUGCCAUUUCUGAGGAGGGAAUGAGUAAAGGGUAUGGUUUUGUUCAAUUUGAGUCUGAAGAAUCUGCAAAAGCUGCUAUUGAGAAGCUGAAUGGCUCCACUGUUGGCGGGAAGCAGAUAUUUGUCGGGAAGUUUAUAAGAAAGAGUGAUCGGAUUUUGACUGGUCUUGAUGCAAAAUAUACAAAUUUGUAUGUGAAGAACUUGGAUUCAGAUGUGACAGAAGAGCUUCUGCAAAACAAAUUUUCAAAGUUUGGAAAAAUUGUGAGCCUGGCGAUUGCAAAAGAUGACAAUGGUGCCUCCAAAGGUUUUGCCUUUGUUAACUUUGAAAACCCAGAUGAUGCCAGACAGGCACUGGAAGCAAUGAACGGAUUGGACCUCGGCUCAAGGAUUUUGUAUGUGGCAAGGGCACAGAAAAAAGCAGAGCGUGAGCAAAUUUUACGUCAUCAAUAUGAGGAGAAACGUAAAGAAAAAAUCUUGAAAUACCAGGGUUCAAAUGUGUAUGUGAAGAACAUUGACGAUGAGGUCACUGAAGAAGAGUUGAGAGAACACUUCAGUCAAUGUGGUGCAAUUACUUCAGCAAAACUUAUGCGAGAUGACAAAGGAAUAAGUAGGGGGUUUGGCUUUGUGUGUUUCUCCAACUCUGAGGAGGCAGCUAAAGCUGUGAAUACUCUUCAUGGAUACAUGUUCCAUAGGAAACCAUUAUAUGUGGCUAUUGCACAAAGGAAAGAGGAGAGACAAGCUCAACUGCAGCUUCAGUUUGCACAGCAUAUGGCUGGUCUAACUGGUCCUUCCGCUGCUUUUAUCCCUGCUGCUUAUCCUCGUCUUUAUUACACAGCUCCUGGUGUUGUUUCACAAGUUCCUCCUCAUCCUGGGUUGACAUACCCGCCUAUGGGAAUGAGGCCUGGGUGGAGGAGUAAUGGCUUUGCACCUCCAACAAGACCAGGAUUUCAGACGUCGUCAUUUCCAGCUGUUCUUCAUGGUUCCAGACAUCAGAGACAAAACAGGGGUAGGGUUAAUGGGCAAUCACAUAGACAAGUUGGUGCUUACUCUGUUGCGUAUAUGCCACAUCUGCAACAGCCUACUCCAUCAGUGACUUCUUCAGAAGACUUGAACAAUCAGCAGGUUAAGUAUGUACCAAAUGGUCAUGCUCGUGAAGUGAAUAUUGGAUCUGGCGUCCUGCCUGCUGUAACCCAUUCAGUUGGAACUGUAUCUCAAGAAUUAGAAAGUCUGAGCAGCAUGCUUGCAGCUGCUUCUCCUGAUCAGCAGAAACAGUUAAUUGGCGAACGUCUUUACCCACUUGUCCAGAAACACAAGCCUGAUCUAGUUGCAAAAAUUACGGGAAUGCUUCUGGAGAUGGACAAUUCAGAAUUGCUUUUGUUGUUGGAGUCCCCCGAGUCUUUGGCAGCCAAAGUGAAGGAAGCAGUGCAGGUGCUCAAGCUCUCAAAGACAAAAGCAUCCGGCCAAGACUCCCUUCACCCAAGUUACCUGUCUGCUGAGGUUGCGGUUAACUAAAUCUUACGGUUGUUUCAUAGUAAUACUUUUUGGAAGCAAGGGAAUGUGGUUUGCAGCUUGAGGCUAGGAUAGCAAAAUUUUUGCACUUAAUAUCUGGUGGAUUUUUUUUUUCUCUCUCUGACUUUAAAAUGCUCUUUAGCGGGUAUUUGCACUACAGGAUAUUUCUCCUCAUCUUGAGACAUUCUUUCUAUGUUGCGAUCAGACUACAAAUUCUAAACCUGUUGAAGAGGUUGAAAAUUUUCUUCUAGUUGUA
Tripterygium wilfordii is the source of this 2381-nucleotide messenger RNA. RefSeq names its product polyadenylate-binding protein 7-like. Lineage: Eukaryota; Viridiplantae; Streptophyta; Magnoliopsida; Celastrales; Celastraceae. The coding region runs from base 224 to 2128 and encodes 634 amino acids. The record is from RefSeq and is a predicted model, not a curated record. The transcript is spliced from 10 exons. Gene Ontology annotation, cellular component: ribonucleoprotein complex. Gene Ontology annotation, molecular function: RNA binding.